AAGGAGAAACAGGAAAGGGAGGAGGGGGAGAGAGGCUCUGGGUUGCUGCUGCUGCUGCUGCUGCUGCCGCUGCUGUGACUGUCUCUGUACACUCACCGGCAGGCUUGGAGCCGGCUCCCUCGCCCGCCUGCCAGCCUGGGAAAGUGGGUUACAGAGCGAAGGAGCUCAGCUCAUGCACUAGCAGAGGAGCGUCCAGCCACAGAGAGACCAAACAAGGACCCCUUCCUCUGGCUUUCUCUUCAGCUCUUCCAGAGGGCUUGCCAUUUGUACUCUCUCUUUUGAAAUUGUGUUGCUUUUACUUUUUCACCCUUCUGCCUGGGUUUUGUGAGAGCUUUGUUAAGUCUUAGAGGGAAAAGAGACUGAGCGAGGGAAAGAGAGAGGCAAAGUGGAAAGGACCACAAACUGGCAAAGCCCGCUCUGCGCUCGCUGUGGAUGAAAGCCCGGUGCUGGUGAAGCCUCUCCCGCGAGCAGCGCGCGCCCCUCCAGAGCACCCCACGGACCCGAACCUCGGCAGUGGCCACCAUGGUCGGGAGAGUUCAGCCAGAUCGGAAACAGUUGCCGCUGGUCCUACUGAGAUUGCUCUGCCUUCUUCCCACAGGACUGCCUGUUCGCAGCGUGGAUUUUAACCGAGGCACGGACAACAUCACCGUGAGGCAGGGGGACACAGCCAUCCUCAGGUGUGUUGUAGAAGACAAGAACUCAAAGGUGGCCUGGUUGAACCGUUCUGGCAUCAUUUUUGCUGGACAUGACAAGUGGUCUCUGGACCCACGGGUUGAGCUGGAGAAACGCCAUUCUCUGGAAUACAGCCUCCGAAUCCAGAAGGUGGAUGUCUAUGAUGAGGGUUCCUACACUUGCUCAGUUCAGACACAGCAUGAGCCCAAGACCUCCCAAGUUUACUUGAUCGUACAAGUCCCACCAAAGAUCUCCAACAUCUCCUCGGAUGUCACUGUGAAUGAGGGCAGCAACGUGACCCUGGUCUGCAUGGCCAAUGGUCGUCCUGAACCUGUUAUCACCUGGAGACAUCUCACACCAACUGGAAGGGAAUUUGAAGGAGAAGAAGAAUAUCUGGAGAUCCUCGGCAUCACCAGGGAGCAGUCAGGCAAAUAUGAGUGCAAAGCUGCCAACGAGGUCUCCUCGGCGGAUGUCAAACAAGUCAAGGUCACUGUGAACUAUCCUCCCACUAUCACAGAAUCCAAGAGUAAUGAAGCCACCACAGGACGACAAGCUUCACUCAAAUGUGAGGCCUCGGCAGUGCCUGCACCUGACUUCGAGUGGUACCGGGAUGACACUAGGAUAAACAGUGCCAAUGGCCUUGAGAUUAAGAGCACCGAAGGCCAGUCUUCCCUGACGGUGACCAAUGUCACUGAAGAGCACUAUGGCAACUACACCUGCGUGGCUGCCAACAAGCUGGGGGUCACCAAUGCCAGCCUAGUCCUUUUCAAACGUGUUUUACCCACAAUCCCCCACCCCAUUCAAGAAAUUGGUACCACCGUGCACUUCAAGCAAAAAGGACCUGGGUCGGUGAGAGGAAUAAAUGGAUCCAUCAGUCUGGCCGUACCACUGUGGCUGCUGGCAGCAUCUCUGCUCUGCCUUCUCAGCAAAUGUUAAUAGAAUAAAAAUUUAAAAAUAAUUUAAAAAACACACAAAAAUGCGUCACACAGAAUACAGAGAGAGAGAGAGAGAGAGAGAGAUGGGGGGAGACCGUUUAUUUCACAACUUUGUGUGUUUAUACAUGAAGGGGGAAAUAAGAAAAUGAAGAAAAUACAACAUUUAAAACAAUUUUACAGUCCAUCAUUAAAAAUUUAAAUAUCAUUCAGGAUGGAGAAGUUUCUACCAGGAUAUGUUUAUAUCUACUAAGCAAAUGUAUGCUGUGUAAAGACAACGUCAUACUAAAGACAUCCCGGAUGCUGUAAAAAUAAGACAAGAACCAGAUGGAUAUUAAGCCCCCAACACACACUUUAUCCUUCCUUCCUUCAUCCUUUUUCAUCUGUGGGGAAAAAAUAAGGUCUUGCCUUUGGUGUUUAUAUUUCCAUAACCUUUUAAUUCUGUUUUUCAUUUGAGCUGACUUGUAGCCACUUCAGACUAUCAAUGGAAUCUUAUGUUGAGCCGUUCUCUGGCUUUCCUUCCUCCGCUAUCUCUCCAACUUUAGACAUCAUCCCCUCUCCCUCCACUGUGUUCUCUCUCCCCCACACCCAUCCUAGAUAUCCCCUUAUUACCCACUUUUCCUCCCCCACCUCUCCUCACCCUCACCCCCUCCCCAGAGCACUAGUUAUGCCGCAAAUGCUAGGAAGUGCCAUUUUAAUUUUCUCCACUGUGCGUGCGUGCUCAAGUCUUUCGCUCUCACGUGGGUGUACAUGUGUGUGAGCGUGUGUGUGUCUCUCUCUAAAGCAUGCCAAGGGAAUGGUCCAUGUGUACAUAGACUCACUGUGCUGUAGAUACUGUCCUGCAUUGUAAUUGUGAGAUGCGGCUGUAACAAGUUGCUGGGGGAGAUGGCGGGGAAGGAGGCAAGGAGCAGAGUCCUCCCCCCAUCCAUGGCUGUCACAUGGCAUCAGUGUGUAUUCAAACCAAGCUGUGCCCCUUCCAAGGGCAGGACCCCAUAUUCCUCCUAGUCCCAUCAUCAGAACCGAGUGGGGAGUCACUCAGAAUAUCACUGUAAAUGAAAGUGCCUACUAUCGAUGGGGUAAGCAAACAGCAUAAGGAAUUAUGACAUGAACGAGGUGAACUAGGAGAGAAAAUUUCAGAUUUUACUCUCAUUUCAUGAGUCUGAGGGAUUCACAUAUUUCCUGGCUUUUAACAGGGUAGGCCCUGCUCUGCUGCAAAAAUGAGCAGCAUGUGUUGAGUAAAUCCCCAGAAACAGGAAGGUCUCCAAGUGUCAACUCCCAGUAAAAGAAUGAUGAACCACUUGGAGAUCCUAAGAUUAAACCUCCCUAAUCUUCAAAUAACACUGCAUUUGUCCCAUGAAUUCCCCUGAGCGAGAUUGUUUCCUAUUUCAGAUAAAAUACAGUAAAAGUGAGCAAGGCAGAAAAAGUCAACAGAUGCCCAGGCUCCUACUGUAUUCUGGAGAUACUGUCAGAGCACUAAUACAGAGCAUUGGCCAUAAUGAAGAGCAGUUCACUCCUCGUGCUCCUCUGCAGCUGUUCUUCCCAGUGUUCUAGGUUAAUAUUUUAUUUGGUUGCCCACAUGAUCCCCGUUCUGUUUCACCGAUGGUGUUUGCAGCACCACUCCUCAUGGUGGUCCACUGUCAUCCUAUGCCAGGCUGCUAGGAAUUGCAUUAUAGUCACCUUCCGUGUUCAUUUAAAUUUACAUCUAUGAGAGCCACCUUGACAUUAACACUGAAAUGUGAUCUAGGUCCUUAACCAAAAUUGCUGGGCAACUUGUAAUAAAUAUAGACAGAAAUUUUAUGAGUACCACAAAGCUUGGUGUUACCACAUCACCAGGAUUUCUUAGGAAAUGUCUUGUGGAGAAAGCUGGCUCUCUGCAUGUAGAUAUCUUUGUUAGAAAACCAACCAUUGCUCUCACUUACACAAUAGGAGGCAUUGAAAGUGGUUCUGUUCAUGAAAGGACAGAGGAUUAUUUAGAGAUUAUAUUUGAAUGUAAUCUUGCAGAGCCAAAUAUGGUACAUCAUUAAAUUGGAACCUUGUAAAUAGCUGUUACACUAUAUGGAAUGAGAAACUUUGGAACUGGAA
Messenger RNA from Cebus imitator (Panamanian white-faced capuchin), 3686 nucleotides. It is a transcript of the gene LSAMP, whose product is annotated as limbic system associated membrane protein. Gene Ontology annotation, cellular component: neuron projection; plasma membrane. Gene Ontology annotation, biological process: homophilic cell-cell adhesion. Bases 523 to 1608 code for a protein of 361 amino acids. The record is from RefSeq and is a predicted model, not a curated record. The transcript is spliced from 9 exons. Lineage: Eukaryota; Metazoa; Chordata; Mammalia; Primates; Cebidae.